Molecule: messenger RNA, 1638 nt
Organism: Hansenula ciferrii
Lineage: Eukaryota; Fungi; Ascomycota; Saccharomycetes; Phaffomycetales; Wickerhamomycetaceae
Exons: 1
Coding region: 1-1638 (545 amino acids)
Biological process (GO): fungal-type cell wall (1->3)-beta-D-glucan biosynthetic process
Cellular component (GO): cytoplasm; fungal-type cell wall
Molecular function (GO): 1,3-beta-glucanosyltransferase activity
Source: RefSeq, a predicted model, not a curated record
AUGUUGUUCAAUUUGGCUUCAAGUUUAUUAGCUGCUGCUUCUUUAUUCCAAGCUGUUAAAGGUGAAGAUUUACCAGCUAUUGAAGUUAUUGGUAAUAAAUUCUUUUAUUCCAAUAAUGGUUCUCAAUUCUUCAUGAAAGGUAUUGCUUAUCAACAAGAUACUGCUAACGUCACAGAUGGUGAAGGUUAUAAAGAUCCUUUAGCUGAUGUUGAAAGUUGUAAACGUGAUAUCCCAUAUUUAGCUGCUGUUGAUACAAAUGUUAUCCGUGUUUAUGCUUUGAAUGCUUCACAAGAUCAUACUGAAUGUAUGACUGAAUUAGCCAAGAAUGGUAUCUAUGUCAUUGCUGAUUUAUCAGAGCCAGGUUUAUCAGUUAACAGAGAUUCUCCAACUUGGACCGUUGAAUUAUAUAACCGUUAUACCCAUGUUGUUGAUGAAUUUCAAAACUAUACCAAUGUUUUAGGUUUCUUUGCAGGUAACGAAGUCACCAAUGAUAAUACCAACACAGAUGCUUCAGCUUAUGUUAAAGCUGCUAUUAGAGACACCAAAGCUUAUAUCAAAGACCAAGGUUAUAGAGAUAUUCCAGUUGGUUAUUCUUCAAAUGAUGAUGAACCAACAAGAGUUGCCAUUGCUGAUUAUUUUGCAUGUGGUGAUGAUGAUGUUAAAGCUGAUUUCUAUGGUAUUAAUAUGUAUGAAUGGUGUGGUGAAUCAACUUUCCAAAAAUCUGGUUAUGCUGAUCGUACUGAAGAAUUUGCAAAUUUAUCAGUUCCAAUUUUCUUCUCAGAAUAUGGUUGUAAUGAAGUUUCACCAAGAGAAUUCACUGAAGUUGCAGCCUUAUACAGUGAUGAAAUGACUGAAGUUUGGUCUGGUGGUAUUGUUUAUAUGUAUUUUGAAGAAGCUAACAACUAUGGUUUAGUUUCUAUUUCAAAUGGUGAUGUUAAAACUUUAGAAGACUAUGCUCAUUAUUCAAGUGAAAUUAAAAAAGUUUCUCCAUCAGCUGCAACUGCUUCAGAUGCUUCAGAAUCUGCAACUUUAUUAUCAUGUCCAACUCAAUUUAGUGACUGGAAAGCCUCAACUGAAUUACCACCAAUUCCAAAUGAAGGUUUAUGUGAAUGUAUGCAAGAAUCUUUAGGUUGUGUUGUUAGUGAUGAUGUUGAUUCUGAAGAUUAUGGUGAUUUAUUUGGUACUGUCUGUGGUUUAGUUUCAUGUGAUGGUAUUUCAGGUAAUGGUACCACUGGUGAAUAUGGUGCUUUCUCACCAUGUAGCUCAAAACAACAAUUAUCAUUUGUUUUGAAUUUAUACUAUAAAGAAAAUGGUUCAUCUGCUAGAGCUUGUGACUUUGAUGGUUCAGCUUCAACUAAAUCAGCUUCAACUGCUUCAUCAUGUGCUUCAGCUUUAAGUGAAGCUGGUUCUGAAGGUGUUGGUUCAGUUACCCAAUCUUUGAGUGCAUCUGGUUCCCGUUCAAGUGGUUCUUCAGGUUCUUCAGGUUCAGGUUCAGGUUCUUCUUCAUCUUCAUCAGCUUCUUCAUCAAGCUCUGGUUCCGGUUCAUCAUCUGGUGCCUCAUCAUUCAAAAAUGGUCAAAUCUUCACUUCAAUCAUGGCUUUAUUGGUUGUUGGUAGUUUCACAGCCAUUUUAGUUUAG